Phragmites australis (common reed) is the source of this 2239-nucleotide messenger RNA. Its product is annotated as inactive receptor-like serine/threonine-protein kinase At2g40270. The record is from RefSeq and is a predicted model, not a curated record. The coding region runs from base 300 to 1946 and encodes 548 amino acids. The transcript is spliced from 7 exons. Gene Ontology annotation, biological process: protein phosphorylation. NCBI's taxonomy places the organism in Eukaryota, Viridiplantae, Streptophyta, Magnoliopsida, Poales, Poaceae. Gene Ontology annotation, molecular function: protein kinase activity; ATP binding.
GCCAAGCGGAAUUGAUUGCGGUGCCGUGGGCGGUGUGGCUGCGUGCAUGCGCAUGGUGGUCACACCCAACCCAAAUCCUCCUCCACAUCUUCUCUGCCCCCUCCCCCUCCGCGUGGUCAUCUUUCCUCUUCCCCCUGCCCUUCUUUCCCGGUCUCCACUCUCCACUGCAAACCUGAGGAGGAGACGACCCAAGUCUUCUCUCUCUCUCUCUCUCUCUCUCUCUCCUUGCCAUUGCUACCUCUCACACAAGUCUCCUCUUCUCGCAAGGGUCAUGUGACCUUCUUAAUAAGCUUGUGACAAUGUUUCGUGCAUUUUCAUUUGUGUCCAUGGAGAAGCUGCGGUGUGCGGUGGUUGCGCUGCUGCUGCUCUCCUUGCUCCCUGAUCUUGGCAGCUGCUACGACGCGGAACAAGAAACUAUGAUCCGGGAGGAAGAUAUGCGCUCCGGCUCCGAAGCUCGGGUGAUCCAAGGUGAACAUUCCAGAAAAUUUCUACUAGAGCAGAACAAGUACUGGUCCGGGCAUUUCGGCAGCAAGGCGGGAUGGCCAGAUUUCACCCCACCAGCAUACACCGGCGGAGGCAGUUUUCAGGGGAGUUCCUUUCCCCCGCCGUCGACGUUCACGCCGAACCAGCAGCCGCCGUAUCCACAGUGGCCACCGUGGCCGUGGACACCGAAGCUUACGCCGACGCCGAGUUUUCCUCCGUUGCAUGCUCCUGCAUCUUCACCAGUGGCCAAAAAGCCUAUGCCGCUGCCCGGGCAUGCUAAAAAUCCUGCACACAGCAUUGCAUUGCCCCCGCAGCCGGCAGCGGUACCCGCCGACGUCGGUAGUAAUCCGGUGGUGGCCGGUGUUGCGCCUGAAACGAAGCACUCUGGCGUUACCAGGCAUAUCUAUGUCAUUGCUGCGGCAGGAGCCUCCCUUCUUGCGGCCGUGUCGGUGGCGCUGUUCGUCCUGUGCUACCGAUCCAACAAGGUGGUCACUGUCAGGCCGUGGGCAACCGGCCUGAGCGGCCAGCUGCAAAAAGCAUUUGUGACAGGUGUGCCCUCGCUGAAGAGAUCGGAGCUGGAGCUCGCCUGCGAAGAUUUCAGCAACGUCAUCGGCUCCUUGUCGGAUUACAUGGUGUACAAGGGGACACUGUCGAGCGGCGUCGAGAUCGCUGUGGUGUCGACGAUGAAGAUCUCUGCGAAAGAAUGGUCCAAGCACUGCGAAACACAGUUCAGGAAGAAGAUAACAAGUUUGUCCAGGGUUAACCACAAGAAUUUCGUGAACCUGCUGGGCUACUGCCAGGAAGAGCAGCCAUUCACAAGGAUGAUGGUGUUCGAGUACGCUCCAAACGGCACACUCUUCGAGCAUCUCCACGUCAGAGAAGACGGCCACCUGGACUGGCCGACGCGCCUGCGGGUGGCGGUAGGAGUCGCCUACUGCCUGGAGCACAUGCACCAGCUGAGCCCCCCGGAGAUCCUGAGGACGUUGGACACAUCAACGAUCUGCCUGACCGAGGACUUCGCGGCAAAGAUCUCUGACGUCUUCUUCUGCGACGAGCCCCGGGAGGAGCAGGCAGGGAUCGCGAGCCUGUCCCCGGUGCUGUUGGACAAGGAGAGCGUCGUGUACAGCUACGGCAUGGUGCUGCUGGAGAUCAUGACCGGGAGGUUCACGGCGUCGGAGGGCGGCCUGCUGGAGAGCUGGGCGGCGAGCUACCUCAGAGGGGAGAGGCAGCUCAGGGACGUGAUGGAUCCCAGCCUGAGGAGGCCCUUCCAUGCGGCGACAGUAGACAGGAUGGACGGCGUCAUCAGGGGCUGCACCGACCGGGAGCCGAGGCGCCGGCUGACGAUGCCGGAGGUCGCGAGGCGGCUGAGGGAGAUCACAGCCAUGCCGCCGGACGCGGCCACCCCCAAGGUGUCGCCGCUGUGGUGGGCAGAGCUUGAGAUCAUCUCCACAGAGGUCAACUGAAGACGGACAUGGGCGUUACAAGGAUUUCGAUCAAAAUCCUUAUAAAUCCUAAAAAUCCCAGAACAAUCUCGUCCAAAUUCCCCUGAAGAGCUGUUUAGUAGAGAAUACAGGUUGGGUUUUUUUUUUUUUUUUGUAUUCUUUGGAUUUCAGAUUGUGUCCAGUGAAGUUUGUAUCCAUCUGUACAUAUGAACAAGAGGAACUCCAGAGUGUGGCCAGAGCAGUAGGAUGAAGUCCAAUUGCAACUUGUGAGGUGCUGAAGAUGUUGAAAUAAAGGUCUUGCAUGUAAUAUCUCA